AUGUCUACACGUGGACACUUGCUGCUUUUGCUUGCGAACGCCGUUGGCACCCUUGCAGGCCCCGUUGCCGCUCGGGGUCCUUCUGCAUCCAGCAUCUCUAUUGCACCAGCCGCCACCACUGUCUCGACAGAUUCACCUGCUGGCGUAGAUCUGUUCGACGCUGAGACAAUUCAGUUGACAGACGCGGUCUUGGAGAAGGUCAACGCUCAAACGAACGAUACGGAUAUUCUCGCGCUCUUCGGCUUCGAAAACAGCACCGACACGACAGCGGCGGCAAGGCUGGCUCGACGAAGUGGUGCAUGCAAGGCGUUCCCAGGAGAUAGGAACUACCCUGUCCCAGCUGUAUGGUCAAUUUUCGACCUCUUGCUAGGAGGAGCCCUCAUCAAGACAAUUCCUGUGGCUGCUCCUUGCUAUAAAAGUUCUGGCGUAUACGAUGCAGCCAAAUGUGCAGAUAUCUCGGCGAGGUUCACCACCGCCGAUCUCCAUACGAGCGACCCAACCUCCAUGAUGUGGCCUAUAUUUCAGGGCCGUACGUGUAUGCCUACCGAUGAUCCCAACGGUACUUGCACGCUGGGUGGUUAUGCUUCUUACUCCAUCAAGGUCAAGAAUGUUGCUCAAAUCCAGUUGGGUAUCAACUUCGCUCGUAACCUGAACCUGCGUCUGACCAUCAAAAAUACCGGCCAUGACUACAUUGGAAAGUCGAGUGGUGCGGGUGCACUUAGCAUCUGGACCCAUAACCUCAAAGACAUCGAGUUCUUCGAGAACUACAGCAACGCCGAAUAUAACGGCCCUGCCUUCAAGGCUGGCGCAGGUGUGCAGGGUUUCGAGAUGCUCGAGGCUGCUCGCGAUCACGGGGUUACUAUCCUUGCGGGUAUCUGUGAGACUGUUGGUUGGGCUGGCGGAUAUUUGGCAGGUGGUGGCCAUAGUCCUCUCGCUUCGAUUUACGGUAUGGCUGCCGAUCAGGUUCUCGCCUACGAGGUGGUCACCGCUGAUGGUCGCUUCCUAACUGCCUCGAACACUGUCAACUCCGAUCUCUUCUGGGCUCUCCGUGGUGGAGGUGGCGGCACCUUUGGUGUUGUAACUUCGGUCAUAGUGAAGGCUCAUCCCAAGAUCCACGUCACCAAAUCCGUAUUUUCCUUCCAAGCUACUCCCGACAACUCUGAGAACUUCUGGAAGGGUGUCAACGCGUACUUCAAGAGAUUUCCCACUUUUACCAACGCUGGAACGUACUCGUACUUUUGGAUCUGGAACUAUGGCACUUCGCUCGACUUCCAGAUGACUCCCUUUUUCGCGCCGAACCACACCAUCGAAUCCUUCAACAACCUUACCAAGCCCUUCUUCGAUGAGCUUAAGUCUCUGAACAUCUCUGUGACCCCCAACACCACUUUCUACGAAGACUUCUACUCUGCCAACAAGGGUUCCUGGGGUGCAGACACACUCGGUGUGACAUUCAUUCGUCAAGCCACUCGUCUUUUUCCUAAGAGUCUCUGGGAAACUCCGGCUAAAUUCAACGCAUUCUUUGGAGCAAUCAAGAACACUGUCAUGGGCGGUAGCACCGUCGGUGGCUACCACAUGGCACCAGGCAACCCGUUCAAGGUCGACAACGCCGUCAACACUGCAUGGCGCAACACUCAGAGCUUCCUGAUCACCGCUAACAUGGUCCCUGACAACGCUACUCCUGCUCAAUUGAAGAACGCCUCUGACCACCUCACCUUCGACAUGAUGGGCCCAUGGCGCGAGGUUGCUCCAAACUCGGAAGGUGCCGGUGUCUACCUCAACGAAGCCGAUCUCCAGGAACCCAACUGGCAGGCCGACUUCUACGGCACGGCGCACUACCCCCGUCUCCUCUCCCUCAAGCACAAAUGGGACCCCCGCGAUGUCUUCUACGCUAUCACUGCUGUUGGUAGCGAGAGCUGGGAGGUCCGAGAUGGUGACCAGGGUACCCAGACCCAAAACGGUCGUUUGUGCCGCGUGUAAAGACUUGACGAUUG
Messenger RNA from Dothidotthia symphoricarpi CBS 119687, 1991 nucleotides. RefSeq names its product FAD/FMN-containing isoamyl alcohol oxidase-like protein MreA. Gene Ontology annotation, molecular function: FAD binding; oxidoreductase activity. Lineage: Eukaryota; Fungi; Ascomycota; Dothideomycetes; Pleosporales; Dothidotthiaceae. The record is from RefSeq and is a predicted model, not a curated record. The transcript is spliced from 3 exons. The coding region runs from base 1 to 1977 and encodes 658 amino acids.